CUCAGCCAACGCAGCACAACUUGCGUGAACCGAAACCUUAUUGCAACGUAUUUGGAGAUUCUACGAAUCAGAUUCAGUACCACUACUACUGUACUAGGUCAUACUUUCACCUAGGAGGUUAGUUUCAGCGAGGCAAAUCUAGAUCAGCCACCUCUGUACAGCACAGUACAGUACCAAUCCAGUACAAGAAUCAUCUAGACCGAUCUGUUGAGUCAUAUCUCUAAUCAUCUGUAUAGAUGUCAGAACGCACAAAAUUGCUAUAUCUUGAGCAUGGAGCGCUCUACGAGUACACUAGCCGAGUACUCUCUGUCAAACCAGUCUCUUCACUUGGGUCAGACGACCAAGCCUUGGUCAAGGACCCUUCAGACGAUGACCACCCACUAGUAACUGACACCACCAUUUUUCAUGUGCAAGGAGGUGGUCAGCCAUCUGAUGUCGGUGUGAUUUCAUCAGAUACUAUUACUUUUGAAGUCACUUCAGUACGACAUGCGGCAGCCGGAGGACAGGUUCUCCACUUCGGCCGAUUCAGUCCGGGACCGGGGCCAUUCAAAGAAGGCAAAGCCAUAAUCCAAAAUAUAAAUAUUGAAAAGCGAGAGUUAUAUUCUCGACUUCAUACAGCGGGUCAUAUCCUGGGUCUUGCCAUCAAUGCUCUCUCCCGAGAAGGCAUUCUGCCCCCUUUAACGGAAUCAAAGGCAUCGCAUUAUCCCGGAUCAUCAGGAGUAGAGUUUGGUGGUUUGAUAGAUGGAAAGUUCAAGGAUGCGAUUCAGGCCAAGACAGACGAGUUUGUAGCAGGUAACGGCGAGGUUAUAAUUCAUUGGUGGCCCAUGGAAAGAUUGUUGAGAGAUUGUACCGGAGUUAUAGAGGGGUUUGCAUUGCCAGAAGGAGAGGUUGAAGGGAGAGUGGUGGAGAUCGAAGGAUUGGGAGCGUACCCUUGUGGAGGUACGCAUGUUGGUAGUUGUGGGAAGGUGGGGCAGAUUCAAGUACGAAAGAUUGCUCGAAGUAAAGGGGUAAGCAGGGUCUCUUAUGAUGUUAGCUAGCUCUAAGUGUUGUCCCAAGGUCAAAAGGCCAACUCAGCCCAACUGUUAAGACCGAGAAACUUGGGACGGUCACUUUACGAGGGUCACGUGUGGCUGGACAAACUUUUAAUUUCAAAGAUAAUAUGUAGAAGGGAAGAUCAAGACAAACGUAUAGAUGGGUUUAUAUAUUUUUCCUCAAUAAAUUUUUUUAGUCUCCUUAAGUCUCAUUAGACGAAUAAUAGGGAUUUUCUAAAAGGGAG
Hymenoscyphus albidus is the source of this 1276-nucleotide messenger RNA. The record is from the annotation of a GenBank genome assembly. Lineage: Eukaryota; Fungi; Ascomycota; Leotiomycetes; Helotiales; Helotiaceae.